AUGGCUUUUCAAUCAAAAUGCACAUUUCAAAUAGGAGAUGCAGUCGAAGUGUGCUACAACUCGGAAGGGUUUCUUGGCUCAUAUUGGGAAGCAACCAUAGUCGCAAAUAUGGGUACCAACUACUUGGUUGAGUACAAGCAUUUUGUGGAGGAGCACGAUGAAUCUACACCUCUGAGAGAGACUGUCAAGGUGAAAGAAGUGCGGCCUCUACCACCUAAUAUCGUGCCUUCUAGGUAUUCUAGUCUUAAAGGGCAGAGGGUCGAUGCUUUUCUCAACGACGUUUGGUGGGUUGGAACUAUUUCCAGGAAGAUAGACUCUGAUUAUUACGUUGUUUUCUUUGAAAACACUGGGGAAGAGAUUGCUUGCCCACUUUCAAAGUUGAGGUUUCAUAUGAACUGGGUCAAUGAGCAGUGGGUUCCCUCCAUGAAAAAGCGUGCCCCAGUUUCUUCGAAGAGGUUCGCACCGUAUUCUUUGAAGGGGAGGCGUGAACAACUCUCGGCACUUUGA
This is a messenger RNA of Rosa rugosa (rugosa rose), 507 nucleotides long. RefSeq names its product protein AGENET DOMAIN (AGD)-CONTAINING P1-like. The transcript has a single exon. Bases 1 to 507 code for a protein of 168 amino acids. The record is from RefSeq and is a predicted model, not a curated record. NCBI's taxonomy places the organism in Eukaryota, Viridiplantae, Streptophyta, Magnoliopsida, Rosales, Rosaceae.